AUUUUCUUAGUAGACUUGGCUUUUUACUACAAUUAAUUUCAGAACAAAACAGCAAUAGUUUUUCAAAAUAUUCCAGACACACACAUCUCACACAUCUUUUACAUUCGUGUUUGUCCCCAAAAUUCGAAGCUAGAACUGCUGCCGUCCAGCCCGGAAGGUUGAUCCUUUUAAAACACAUUUUAACAACUCAAUGGACAGCAACAAGAAAUCGGAUGAACACUUGGGUAAGGCCUCAUCCAACAACAGUCGUCACAUCAUGUGGAACUUCAGCGAGGAGGACAAGAGGGAAACCCAUGGCCUCUUCCCUGUGCCCGGGGAGCACAGUCUCUCAAAGGAGGAGGCCAGCAGCCAGACGGUUGCUGAAAAAAAAUCGUCCUCAGAUGCAGCGCUGUCAGAGCUUAAGGAGCUUACUUCUAAGGAGCGAGCUAUUACCCACUGGCAUCGAUUCUUUAACGAAAUAAAAAAGCGGCAACAUGGCCUCAGGAAAAGGGAGGCUGCGGCGGAGGAGCAACCCAGCCUGGUCUCGGAUCUAAAACUCGAGUCCUUUAGCCUGCCGCCGCAGCAGUUGUGUGUGGUGCGAGAGGAGGCUCCGAAGUUCGCCCAGGGUCUACUCAUAAAUAAGCACUCUGAUUCCGAGCUAGAAGUCCCCAAAAACAGCCUCAUGCUUGAUAAAGGCACCAAUCCUUCAGAGCACCAAAGCAUGGAAAGCGGACUGAUCAGUGUUAAUAUGUCGGCACCCACCAGCUCCUCGUUUACGGAAGCGUCGCGUAGGAAGACAUCCCAGAUCAAGCGCCGCUCUACGAAGAGCCAGGUUUCCACCAGUACGGAUGAAGUCUCAACCACAGCGUCGAAGAGCAAGAAGUCUACCAGCAUCAGCAGAGGAAGCACUGGUCCACAUUUUCCCAACUUCCGGCAACGGCAGCAGGAGCUACAUCGCUAUCGCGUCCUCAUCGAGCAGCGGCGCCUGGAUCUUCUCGAGCUUAGGAUCGCCCGCGAAAGGGAGGAGGCAAAGCAGUACAUGAUUUUGUUUCAAAAGAAAAUGCAGAUCAAGGAGUGCAUGAUCCGGGCGCACGAGGCCAACAACUGCUCGAAUGCUUAGGAAUUUCCGUUUUCAUAGCCACUAAAUCCAUAGUCACUCGUAGUUCAAUAAUUCCCAAAAAGAAAUCAUCAAAACAUCUAAGAAAAUAUAAAAUUAAAACACUAA
Messenger RNA from Drosophila kikkawai, 1204 nucleotides. RefSeq lists its product as uncharacterized. NCBI's taxonomy places the organism in Eukaryota, Metazoa, Arthropoda, Insecta, Diptera, Drosophilidae. The record is from RefSeq and is a predicted model, not a curated record.